Carcharodon carcharias (great white shark) is the source of this 6017-nucleotide messenger RNA. Its product is annotated as voltage-dependent T-type calcium channel subunit alpha-1H-like. Gene Ontology annotation, molecular function: voltage-gated sodium channel activity; low voltage-gated calcium channel activity. The coding region runs from base 1 to 5988 and encodes 1995 amino acids. The record is from RefSeq and is a predicted model, not a curated record. Gene Ontology annotation, biological process: sodium ion transmembrane transport; membrane depolarization during action potential; calcium ion transmembrane transport. The transcript has 33 exons. Gene Ontology annotation, cellular component: plasma membrane; voltage-gated calcium channel complex; neuron projection. NCBI's taxonomy places the organism in Eukaryota, Metazoa, Chordata, Chondrichthyes, Lamniformes, Lamnidae.
AUGACUGAUGGCGAGAGGACACAGCCGGUUCACCCUCUGGGGAACGAGGAUGUCCGGGUCCCGGUGGCUGGCAGAUUCCCGGCGGACGCCGAGACUGACAAUGGAGGAUUGUGCGGCGGCAGCAGUGGGAAUAUUGCAAUGGAAAGUAUGGGACCAUUGAGCGGCAGUAGCUUCUCGGCUCAGGAGCUCGGAGCAGUGGAGAUAGCGUCAGACCCCGCCACUGAGCAGCUCCCAUACCCGGCCCUAGCGCCCGCCGUGUUCUUCUGUCUCAAACAGACAACCCGACCGCGGAGUUGGUGCCUCAAAGUGGUUUGUAACCCAUGGUUCGAGCAUGUCAGCAUGUUGGUCAUCCUUUUGAAUUGUGUUACGUUGGGAAUGUUUCAGCCUUGUGAAGAUGUGGAAUGUAAGUCUGAAAGGUGUACCAUACUUCAGGCGUUUGAUGACUUUAUUUUUGCAUUCUUUGCUGUGGAAAUGGUCACAAAGAUGGUGGCUCUUGGAAUAUUUGGGCAGAAGUGUUACCUGGGAGAUACAUGGAAUCGCCUGGAUUUCUUCAUUGUAAUGGCAGGGAUGCUGGAAUAUUCACUGGAUGGCCACAAUGCAAGUCUCUCAGCAAUCCGAACUGUCCGGGUUCUCAGGCCAUUAAGAGCCAUUAAUAGAGUUCCUAGUAUGAGAAUACUAGUGACUUUACUACUAGAUACUUUGCCUAUGUUAGGCAAUGUCCUUCUUCUUUGUUUUUUUGUCUUCUUUAUAUUUGGAAUUGUUGGAGUGCAGCUGUGGGCUGGGCUGCUAAGGAACAGGUGUUUUUUUGAAGACAGCUUUGCAAUGUAUUACAAUGUUUCUUUACCUCUAUAUUACCAGAUUAAUGGUGAUGAGACUCCAUUUAUUUGCUCACUGCCACGGGACAACGGCAUGCAGAAAUGUCAGGACCUUCCAAAUUUGAAAGAAAAUGGAGCUGAAUGUUUUCUUAGAUUAGAUUCUUAUAACCACCCAAGAUAUAGCCUGGAAAUGAACAACACAAGUGGCUGCAUAAACUGGAAUCAAUAUUACAAUGCGUGCCGAACCGGAGAUAUAAACCCACAUAAGGGUGCCAUUAAUUUUGAUAAUAUAGGAUAUGCCUGGAUUGCUAUUUUUCAGGUUAUUACCCUGGAAGGAUGGGUGGACAUCAUGUAUUAUGUUAUGGAUGCACAUUCUUUUUACAAUUUUAUAUAUUUUAUACUGCUUAUAAUUGUUGGUUCAUUCUUCAUGAUUAACCUGUGCCUGGUUGUCAUAGCAACUCAGUUUUCAGAAACAAAGCAACGUGAGAACCAAUUAAUGCAGGAGCAGCGAGCCCGCUUUCUUUCAAAUGAUAGCACAAUCGCCAGCUUCUCUGAGCCCGGAAGUCUCUAUGAAGAGCUUCUGAAAUACAUUUGCCACCUCUUUAGGAAAGUGAAGCGGCGCACACUGCGCCUUUACAACAUCUGGCAAAAUAAACAACGCAAGAAGGUCACCCCAAACAGCUCGAAUGGUCAGGAGAGGAAAUGGCGGAAUAAGGGACGUGUAAGGUCAAUUCAUCAUUUAAUUCACCACCAUCAUCAUCAUCAUCACCAUCAUUAUCAUAUCAGCAAUGGUAAUUCAAGGGCACAGCAGGGCAGUCCGGAACUUUGUGAUGUGGAGAUGAAAUCUUUACGAGCUGGCAGUAAGCUCAUGCUUCCUUCAUCUGUAUUAAACCACCAGAAUCCUUCUUCAGGUGCCGAGUCAGUUCACAGUAUUUACCAUGCCGACUGCCACUUUGAAAGCCCACAAAUGACAUGCAAGUCUUCCACUGCAGCUAAUGUUAAGCUAAUGGCUGGCCUUACACAUCAUGGGGGCAUGAACUAUCCAACAAUAGUUCCAUCUGUGACUAGUAGAAGCAGCUGCACACCAAAACUAAAAGGCAAGAGAAGCAGUAAUACGCCCAUCACUAUGGGCAAAGGGAACCCUAACAUGAACUUGGCAGAUUCCUAUGGCAAACUGCACCAUUUUGUGGGAGAACAUGGAAUCUUUCGAGCUGCAAGCAAGUUGUCAGGACUGAACAUGCCAUGCUCUACACCCAAUACUCAGGCUGGUGUCUUGACUUGUGAACUUCAGAAUUGCCCUUAUUGUGCCCGCGUUUUAGAAAACCCAGAGCUAGAGCUCAGUGAUUCAGAAAUUGGUGACUCUGAUGCUGAUGGCGUGUAUGAAUUUACACAUGACAUCGCGCAAGGUGACCAAAGAGAUCAGAUACACAAGAACAAAAAGAAACCAAAGGAAAAGAAUAAAUUAAUCGUGCUCUGGACAUUAUUCUCUGAAAAAAUGAAAAGAAUUGUGGAAAGUAAAUAUUUUAACCGUGGGAUUAUGAUAGCCAUUCUGAUCAACACGUUGAGCAUGGGUAUUGAGUACCAUGAGCAGCCCGAAGAGCUUACCAAUGCCCUGGAGAUCAGCAACAUUGUAUUUACCAGCAUGUUUGCCUUGGAAAUGAUUCUUAAACUUCUCGCAUUUGGUAUUUUUGGUUAUAUUAAGAAUCCAUACAACAUCUUUGAUGGAAUUGUUGUCAUUAUCAGUGUGUGGGAAAUUAUCGGUCAGUCUGAUGGUGGCCUUUCAGUGCUGAGAACAUUCCGGCUGCUCCGAGUUUUGAAGCUGGUCCGUUUCCUGCCGGCAUUGCGACGCCAGCUGGUGGUUCUGAUGAAAACCAUGGACAAUGUGGCUACAUUCUGCAUGCUGCUCAUGCUGUUCAUAUUUAUCUUCAGUAUUCUGGGCAUGCACCUGUUUGGAUGUAAAUUCAGCUUGAAGACUGAGAAUGGAGACACAAUCCCAGACAGAAAGAAUUUUGAUUCUUUAUUGUGGGCAAUUGUCACUGUGUUUCAGAUCCUUACACAGGAGGAUUGGAAUGUAGUCCUGUAUAAUGGAAUGGCCUCCACCUCACCUUGGGCUGCCCUCUACUUUGUGGCAUUAAUGAUUUUUGGCAACUAUGUACUUUUCAACUUACUGGUUGCUAUUCUUGUGGAAGGCUUCCAAGCAGAGGGUGAUGCCAACAGAUCAGAUACAGAUGAAGAAAAAACAUCUGCUAAUUUUGAUGAUGAGUGUGAACGAUUUAAAGAUCAUUCUUCCGAAUUAAAAAUGUAUUCAGUCGUCAUGACAUCAAACGGACAUUUGGAUUCGCGAAGCAGUAUACCACCACCUAUUAUCAUGCGUACUGCUGCUACGCCCAUGCCUACACCAAAGAGUUCACCAUAUAUGGAUUCAGUUCAUACUUACUUAGAGUCCAGAAGGGGCAGCAGUGCUUCCAUUGAUCCUAUGAAUUAUGACCAGAGGUCUUUGUCCAGUAUUCGCAGUUCACCUUGUGCCCCCUGGGGCACCAACAGUAAUUGGGGUAGUCGCCGGUCUAGUUGGCAUAGCCUUGGGAGAGCACCCAGUUUGAAAAGGAAGAAUCAGUCAAGUGAAAAGGAAUCUCUGCUCUCUGGUGAAGGACAUGAAAGCUGUGGUGAAGAUGAUGAAUCAGAAGAUGCAAAGUCGAGCAAAGCUGGCAGCCUCAGUGGAUGGUCCUUGCACCAUCGAGCAGAAUCUUUUGACACCAAAGGAUCCUUAGACUUGCCUGAACUACUCCAAGUACCAGUUCUGCGACAUCCUGUGACCUUGAAUCCAAUGAGCGUGAUACCUUGUGACUAUCAAGACUGCAAUGGCAAAUCCUUGCAUAUUCCAAAUGAGGUCUUUCCUCGUAUGGAUAACCACAAAGAUGACCCAAAUGAUUAUGAAGAUGAAAUUGAUGAUAGUUACUGUUUUAGAAUCCGGCAAUUUCUGGAGCCAUACAAACCAACUUGGUGUAAAACACAUGAAGACUGGGCACUCUAUUUAUUCGCACCUCAAAACCGGUUUCGCAGCAUGUGCCAGAAGAUCAUUGCCCACAAGAUGUUUGACCAUGUGGUCUUGGUUUUUAUAUUUCUGAAUUGCAUUACCAUUGCUCUUGAAAGACCUGAGAUUGACCCAAGCAGUACGGAACGGAUGUUUCUGAGUGUCUCAAAUCAUAUCUUCACUGCUAUUUUUGUUGUUGAAAUGACUCUGAAGGUUGUAGCACUAGGCUUCAUUUCUGGUGAGAAUGCCUAUCUCCAAAGCAGCUGGAAUAUUUUGGAUGGCAUCCUGGUCUUUGUUUCUGUAAUUGACAUAAUUGUCUCCCUGGCAUCAGCGGGAGGAGCAAAGAUCCUUGGUAUUCUACGUGUACUACGACUCCUGCGAACCCUGCGUCCUCUCCGAGUCAUCAGUCGAGCUCCAGGCCUCAAACUGGUAGUAGAAACCUUAAUAACUUCCCUGAGACCCAUUGGGAAUAUCGUACUCAUUUGCUGUGCUUUCUUCAUCAUUUUUGGAAUCCUGGGGGUCCAGCUGUUUAAAGGCAAGUUCUACCAUUGUGAUGGACAUGACACCAGAAAUAUCACAAACAAAUCGGAAUGUUUGCAAGCUAAUUUCAAAUGGGUGCGCCGUAAAUAUAAUUUUGAUAAUCUAGGACAGGCAUUGAUGUCACUCUUUGUUUUAUCGUCCAAAGAUGGCUGGGUAAAUAUAAUGUACGAUGGUCUCGACGCUAUAGGAAUAGAUAAGCAGCCGCAAAGGAACCACAACCCAUGGAUGCUCCUGUAUUUCAUCUCCUUUCUCCUGAUUGUGAGCUUCUUUGUGCUAAACAUGUUCGUGGGCGUGGUGGUGGAGAACUUCCAUAAGUGCCGGCAGCACCAGGAGGCUGAGGAGGCCCGCCGGCAGGAGGAGAAACGUCUGCGAAGGCUGGAGAAAAAGCGCAGGAGUAAGGAACUGUGCCUGGCUGAAGCUCAGCGCAGACCUUAUUAUGCUGAUUACUCCCCUGCUCGACUUUACAUCCAUAAGUUGUGCACCAACCACUACCUGGAUUUAUUUAUCACAUUUAUUAUUGGUAUAAAUGUUAUCACUAUGUCCAUGGAACACUACCACCAACCAACUUCACUUGAAGAAGCUCUGAAGUAUUGUAACUACGUGUUCACAAUCGUCUUUGUCUUUGAAUCUAUUCUUAAGCUCAUUGCAUUUGGCUUCAGGAGAUUCUUUAAAGACAGGUGGAACCAACUGGAUCUGGCUAUUGUGCUUCUCUCAAUAAUGGGAAUAACCUUGGAAGAAAUUGAAAUUAAUGCCUCACUCCCUAUUAACCCUACUAUCAUUCGCAUCAUGAGAGUGUUACGAAUUGCAAGAGUGCUGAAACUACUCAAGAUGGCUACUGGAAUGAGGGCUUUACUUGAUACAGUUGUGCAGGCUUUGCCUCAGGUGGGAAACCUUGGUUUAUUGUUCAUGCUUUUGUUUUUUAUCUACGCGGCUCUUGGAGUUGAGCUCUUUGGAAAGCUGGUUUGUAAUGAUGAAAAUCCUUGUGAAGGCUUGAGUCGACAUGCAACAUUUGAAAAUUUUGGAAUGGCAUUUCUUACUUUAUUCAGAGUUUCUACUGGUGAUAACUGGAAUGGAAUAAUGAAGGAUACAUUGCGAGAAUGUGGCAGUGAGGAUAAACACUGCCUCACCUACCUCCCCUUCUUCUCUCCCGUGUACUUUGUCACUUUUGUUCUAAUCACUCAAUUUGUGUUGGUCAAUGUUGUGGUUGCUGUUCUAAUGAAACACUUGGAGGAGAGCAACAAGGAAGCCAAAGAGGAUGCAGAGCUUGAUGCAGAAAUAGAGUUGGAAAUGUCGCGAGCCCAGGGAACAUCGACCAGCAACAUCGGGCAAACCCCUAUCCUUGACAGCAGAGCUUCAGGAGCUGGCCAGGAGUCAAUAAGACUUGAAUCACCAGUACAUGCAAAACAAUUGACAGAAGAUCCUCGAUACAACAAAAUGGUAGGAGAAAAUCGAACAGAGAAUUUUCUUACUGUUCGGAAAGUUUCUGUGUCUCGAAUGCAUUCCUUACCUAACGACAGCUACAUGUUUCGCCCAGUUAGAUCAGCCCAAGCUCAUUUUCCGCUGCAUGAAGUGGACCCCCAUCAGGGAGUCUGUGAGAAAUGACUCAGUGGAUGUUAUGAAUUUGGAGUCUA